UACCACUGAUACCAGCAGUCUGAAGAAGAGCUCCACCAGAAACGCCACCUAUUCCUUCUCUCCAGAGAUGCUGCCUGACCCGCUGAGUUACUCCAGCUUUUUAUGUGUAUAUCCACUUGGACUCCUGCCAUGAGUGAAAUAACAAGGUCUGUUGUUCCUCAGCUGACUCUGACACGGCCCACAGUCAGAGGCGAGGAGCUGGACAGGUUAUUUUUGUCCAGCCUGUCAUCAGCAUGUCUCACAUUCCAGGAGAGGUCCCUCUCUCACUCUCUCCCCGUCCUUCCACAGCUCGGGGAUACUGUGGUGACUACUGAUCUGGGCGGUAGUAGUUCCUUAUUCCAGGGCUGGGAAACAAAGAUGGCCGCUGCUCAAGACACCAACAGUGAGCAGGUUGUACCAGGAGAUGGCGGUGAAAACAAUGUCCUCUCGGUGCAGGCUCGGUAUCUCCGUAGCCCUUCACCCAGCAGAUUUUCGAUGAUCUCGGAUGCGGAUACGGAGAGCAUCUUCAUGGAACCCAUACAUCUCUCCUCUGCAAUUGCUGCAACCAAGAUUAUUAACGAAGAACUGAAACCCAGAGAAAUAAAAUUUGAGCCCAUGUCGCCCAAGCUGCUGGAGUCAGCAGAGCAGCUACUUGUGGAAGACCUGUACAACCGUGUGAAGGUGAAGAUUGACAACAGCGGCAGAUUCCACACGCCCUGUAUUAUGGACAUCCAGCACGCUCUGAUGCAGAAGAUGGAGGCUCCCAUGGAGCUGAUCGAUGAGGUCUGGCCUAAUGUCUACAUAGCUGAGAAGAGUGUGGCUGUAAACAACGGUCGGUUGAAGCGACUGGGCAUCACGCACAUCCUCAACGCUGCCCACGGCACCGGGGUCUACACCUCCAAGGCUUUCUACACCGGAAUGGAUAUCGAGUACCUCGGAAUCGAGGCUGAUGACUUCCCUGACUUUGACCUGUCCAAGUAUUUCCGUAAAGCUGCAGAGUUCAUGGACGAAGCCCUGUUGACGUGUAGAGGCAAGGUGGUGGUGUGCAGUGUGAUGGGCACCAGCCGUCCCGCUGCCCUGGUGGCUGCCUACCUCAUGAUCUUCCACCACAAGACCAUCCUGGACGCCCUGAUGACCGUGAGGAGGAAGCGGCCCGUCUACCCGAACGAGGGCUUCAUCCAGCAGCUGAGGCAGCUGAACGAGAAGCUGCUGGAGGAGCGGAGCGGCUGUGAGGAGGAGGAGGAGGAGGAGGAGGAGGAGGAGGAUUUAGAGGCGCUGAGCCAGUGCUCGGUGGUCGAGGCUAGGUGGGCCGGGGAGGAGGCAGCGAGUGUGUUGGGGGCCGAGGUGCACUCCAUCGUGGUGGAGGAGCAGGAGGACGUGGCCAGUCUGGUGCCCUCUCUGGCCCGGAGCAGGGACACGCUGAUCGACCCAGAGGCGGAGGAGCCGGUGGAGGAGGAGCGGAGGUCGCAGCGAGGGUUGGCGUGGGCAGAAGCUGCCGCCGGACGAGGCGAGGGUAGAGCCGGACCUCCAGAGGGCGAGCAGAGUGCGGACGGGCGGAUCAGAGAAUGGCAGAGGAAGAACGAGAGGUUCCUGGUGGAGCAGGACCAGGGCGGAGAAGGUGAGGGCUGUGUGGAUGCAGGGAGUGGGCCGUUCGCUGCCGGCGACCCCGACGGCUCAGACAGCGUGGACAGCGAGCUGCUCCAGCGGCGUUUGCAAGACUACUUGCAGGAGAUGCCUCAACAGCGAGCGCGGCGAGACUCCCUUUCCACCGCCGCCAGCACCUGGGACUCGUGGGACGAGCGUCUGCUGGAGAUCAGCCAGAGGGCAGCCAGAGGGGAUGACACCAGCAGCCUGGCCUCCCUCAGCAGAGUCCACCGCACCCGAGAGGCCGACGUGGCCUCCGACACCAGCUCCUUGUUCAACUUCUGCCAGAACAACAAGGACAAGCUGACGGCCCUGGAGAGGUGGCGGGUGAAGCGGAUCCAGUUCGGGUGGAACAAGCGAGGGGAGGAGGAGAAGGAGGAGGUGAGUGAGGAGGGGGUGGAGAGGAAGUCCCUGGCUGGUGUCGACCUCACCGCCUACCAGAGCUGGAAGCUGAAGCGGCAGAAGAUGCUGGGCAGCGAGAACAAGGCGGAGGUGGUGGACCUGGCCAAGGUGGACUCGGACACCACGUCCAGGAGGAGCCAGCAGAGACGGGCCGAGCUACUGGAGCGCUCCAAGCGCACACUACAGGAGAGCCGGUCCCUGUUGGAGGGCGAGGGGGGCAGCACCAUCAGCGGCAGCAUCCCCCUCUCGUUCCUCUGCUCCAACAUGCCCAACGGAGGCACGGCCGAUGACAGCGUCUCCAUGCUAAGCCUGGGCUCUUCAAUGUCCAGGGCCAGGUCUGUGUCCAUACCACCACCGCCACUAGACAACAACCCUGACCCAAGUGUCUCGCUCGCCAGCAUCCAGGACUGGAUAGCCACGGUGGUGAGGGAGCAGAUCGCCAUCAGUCAGGGUGAUGUAGACACAAGCGGCCAGACCCAGACCCAGACCCAGACCCAGAGCGCUGGGGGGAAGGGCGGGCAGGAAGCCAACCUGUCGCAUCUCAGCCUGCGGAGCGCUGCGUCUCCCCGGGGUUGCCUGGACACCCAGUCCCACCUCUCCUCCGCCAGUGUGGCCAGCUUCAGGUCCGAGCGGGUCACCACCACAAGCAAGCCCCUCUACAGCUUGUUCGCCGACCAAGUCAACCUCCAAAAGCUCAGCUGCAAGGAGCAAGAGCUGAGGAGCGAGAUGAAGGGCCGAAUGGACGCCUACACCAAGGAGAAGGUGGCCGUGGACAACAAACGCAGCACCCUGUUCAAGAAGAAGAGGAAAGACCAGAUGGAAGACGAGGGGGGGUCCAGAUCCGGGUUCUCUCCCAGCCUGGGGGCAGAUAGGUUUGAGGUCGUGUCUCAUGUAUCUGGAGGUCUCCCGUACCCAGGUCCAAGUGUUCCUGAUCCAGCCCCCGGUAUCCACAAGUGGCUACGUGAGGUCAAGGACUCGUCCGUCAGCAGCACAAGACGUGACCCCAUUACCAGAAGGGAAACCAUUGGAACUCCCUAUGAUGCGAGCAGAGAGACAACAACAUCGUUCCCAUUGAACAGGGCAGAUGGGUCAGAUUUGUAUCUUCCACUAGAUGGGUUAAAGUCAACACCCAGAGGCUCCGGAGAGUACACAUCGCGGCAAUCUGCCUCUUCCUAUGGAUCCAAGGACCUUGGUGAUGAGAGCGCACUGAGAUACUCCAGCCCUUCAUCUGAGCGUGAGCACCCUGCUUUCUGUGGACCAUUGGGUGGUGGCAGAGGGCCGUGUUCGGGAAGGUCCCUUGCUGAGGUGCAGCCCCCGUUGGAUGAGGCGGUGAGCCGAGCCAGGACAUCCCAGUGGCACAGCUCGGAGACGGAAGCCAGCGAUGAGACGCACGCCAAGAGAACGUUUCAGCAGAGCUUUGCGCCCGGGGAGGGUCAGACUGGUGGGCAAGGUAAUGACGGGGAGAAUCCCACCGCAAAGAGAGGGUUGAAGGCUGCUGCUUCAUCAGGCCACAGUGACGAUGAAGAUGACAAGGUCAUUGCUGCCUGGAGGAGUCAUCAACAAAGUCGAGGCAAAGAUAGAAAGCAAACUCCAAGUGAAUAACACAGCAUCACUGAUAGAAGACAAGAUGGCAGGGCAGGCCAAGAUGGGAGUGUGGAGAAAUCUAUACUUC
Molecule: messenger RNA, 3697 nt
Organism: Amblyraja radiata (thorny skate)
Lineage: Eukaryota; Metazoa; Chordata; Chondrichthyes; Rajiformes; Rajidae
Gene: styxl2
Product: serine/threonine/tyrosine interacting like 2
Exons: 6
Coding region: 103-3627 (1174 amino acids)
Biological process (GO): negative regulation of MAPK cascade; protein dephosphorylation
Cellular component (GO): cytoplasm
Molecular function (GO): MAP kinase phosphatase activity; protein tyrosine/serine/threonine phosphatase activity
Source: RefSeq, a predicted model, not a curated record